Molecule: messenger RNA, 468 nt
Organism: Necator americanus (New World hookworm)
Lineage: Eukaryota; Metazoa; Nematoda; Chromadorea; Rhabditida; Ancylostomatidae
Exons: 5
Coding region: 1-468 (155 amino acids)
Source: RefSeq, a predicted model, not a curated record
AUGGAACACCUUCGAAGUUUAGUCAACCUCUUUAUUGCUGAGUUAGCAUUCUGUGAUCGAUCAGACGAUCUGGAUUUGACACCUCACGGCCGAACGGAAAUCGAUGUAGAACGGGAGCGUCUAACAUUUAUCCUGAGAAAGUGCCUUCUACGUGAACUUGGUCCCAGUUUGGGUGCGGAAAAACUCGCCAACAUCCUGCUUGCAAUCGCUUCAUUUGUUGAUAUUUCGGAGAAAAGACGAAAUUAUUUGGAAGAUGAAAACCCUGUUCAAAAACCAGUUCUUAUCGAUAAUGAGAUUGAUGAAUGUAUUCCCGGUGAUAGCCAAUUGUAUCAGACCAGGUCAGCAGUAUCGAUCCACGGUAAUCCCGGGCAAUUUGGGGUAGCUAGGCGUCUCGAGAUAAAUGCGACGAAAAAAUGCGACAAUGGACUGGAGAAAUUCGAAAGACCUGAGGAUUUUGAACUUAUUUAA